This is a messenger RNA of Styela clava, 666 nucleotides long. RefSeq lists its product as uncharacterized. NCBI's taxonomy places the organism in Eukaryota, Metazoa, Chordata, Ascidiacea, Stolidobranchia, Styelidae. The record is from RefSeq and is a predicted model, not a curated record.
UUAUACUGGAAGUUCCAAGAUGUUAUUAUUUUACACUGUCAUUCUUCUAGUAAUCGGAAACUAUGUAACGGAGUCGGCAAAUGUUGAGUUAAUUCUAUGUCCGAGGGUUUAUUGUGGACCUAACGCAAGAUGCGUAGUGAGGAAUGGUGAGCAAACGUGUGAGUGUGACGCGGGCGCAAACAGACUUCCCGUAUUUAAUGAGUGCAUAGCGGACACGAAAUUUUAUUGCGAAAUGAUUUUCUAUGAAGCAAUCAUGGAGGAGAUCUUAAACAGUGCUGUUGAAACUUUACAAAAGAAAGGAGUCGAAAAAGCGAUUUCAGAAAUCACAAAUCGCAAAAAAGCGAUCAGCCAAUGCGAUUCAACGAAAGAUAACGCAGCUAAAAUUGAUAAAUUUGUGAAAAGUAUGACAUAUAGCGGUCAGAAAAUAGGACUAGGAAUCAUCGUUUUCCUUCGAUCUAUUAUAGACGAGACACAAUCAAAAACUGAUUUGAGUAAAGUGAUAAAAGAGAUUGGAAGUGACAAGAAAUACACAAAAAAUGAAAAAGAUUUACUCAAGCAACUGAAUGAACUUUUAGGCCGUAAAUGUUAAAAACUUAUUGGACACGAAAUAGAAUCUGGAUCGUUUUGUCAUUUGUAUUUUUGUUCUUGUUGCCACGGUAUGAAAAG